Macrosiphum euphorbiae (potato aphid) is the source of this 1236-nucleotide messenger RNA. Lineage: Eukaryota; Metazoa; Arthropoda; Insecta; Hemiptera; Aphididae. The record is from the annotation of a GenBank genome assembly.
AUGGAAACUUGUUUAAGUUGUUAUUUUGCUCUACUUUGUUCAGAAUGUUGCAAAAAUCGACAUAAUGAAGAAUAUAAUUGUAAAGUACUAAUGAGCCAGAGUUAUAUGAUUAAAAUUCAAAGUGAACUAAAUGACAACCAAAUUUAUAAAAAUUCAAAUUUAUCUUUUACACGUCGCAUUUCUAGUGAAAAAUCUAGAAUGAAUAGAGAACAAUUGGAAAUCCUCAAAUACAUUUCUUCAACUUUAGUAUCAUCACGGUUUUCAAAAUCGUUUACAUUAAAAAUGCUUUCACGGUCAUCAGUUUUUUCAAAAACAUCGGAGUACUCAUCUUCAGAUGAUGCAAGUAAUUACAAUCAGUCUAAGCAAUCUAUGCAGUCUAUGCAGACAAUUCAGUCUAUGCAGACCAUUCAGUCUAUGCAGACCGUUCAGUCUAUGCAGACCAUUCAGUCUAUGCAGACCAUUCAGUCUAUGCAGUCUAUUCAGUCUAUGCAGUCCAAGCAACCUAAGCGGUCUAAGCAGUCACAAGACAAACCCCACUCAACAAACAACGAAUUUAAAGAUGAGUCUAACUAUUCUAGUACUAAUAAAAUGUACGAUUCAGUAUCUUCACAAAUCAGCAAUAUAAGUGUCAGAAGACGUAGUAACGGUCUAGAUUACGACAAGAAGAAUUCGUCGAAUGUUCACUCGGAUAUUGAAGUUAUUAUUGAGGAUACACGUAAUUACUCUAAGCAGUCUAAUCAGUCAAAAAAAUCAACGAAAUACAAAAACAAAAGUUUUAAAGCUGGGUCAAACAGUUCUGGAACUAAUGAAAUGUACAGUACAGUAUCUUUACAAAACAUUAAUAGCAGGGUUAGAAGUCAAAGUGACGGUCUAGAUUAUGACAAGAAGAAUUAUAUUCACACUGAUAGUGUGGUGAAAUUCAAAAAUAAAAAUGAACAAAAUGACAGGAGAAUGCGACAAAAAAAUGCAAAAAAAAGAGAUAAAAAACUUACUCUUAACAAUCAAGUAAAUGCACUUCCUAUAUCUACUAUGAAAUACAGAAUGAUUAGAUCACCGGGUUGUUGGAUACCAAUAUUUAUGUUUAUCAACCGUGGCUCAUAUGAAGACGUAACUAUAUUACAAAAUGUAAUAAGCCCGGGAAUGCCAUUGAUUUUAAUGGUUGAAAAAAAUGGACAAGUUUACUAUAAGAUCAAUGCUAAUCAAUAUGACAUGUUGAAUAACUACAGUUUGAUAUAA